AUGACGAAAUCCACGAUUCAAGCAUCCAACUUAUUCAAGCCAAUCAAGGUUGGUAAUAUCACUUUGCCACACAGAAUUGCCCAUUUACCUACCACAAGGAAUCGUGCAAAUCCUGAAACACAUGUUCCAACCGAUUUGCAAAAGCAAUACUAUACCGAUAGGGCCAAGAGUGGUGCCUUAUUAGUUACAGAGGCUACAAUUGCUACCCCAAAAUUGGGAUGGUACCCUAACGUACCUGGUAUCUGGACUAAAGAGCAAGCAUUGGGCUGGAAACAAAUUGUUGACUCAGUGCAUGAAGCUGGCGGUCGAAUCGCUGUACAGUUGUGGGGGUUGGGCCGUGUUGCUAUUCCGGGGCUUUUGAAACAAAAAGGUUUCGAUUUUGUGGCACCUAGCGCAAUCUACGAACACGAAGAGUCUGAAAAAGCAGCAAAAGAUGCAGGAAACCCAUUGCGCGAAUUGACAGCUGAAGAGAUUCACCAAUUGGUUACAGAGGAUUAUCCCAAUGCCGUUAAAUUGGCUCUCGAUGUUGCUGGAUUUGACUUUGUUGAAUUUCAUUUUGCCAAUGGAUACAUUGCAAGUCAAUUCAUCAACCCAGUGAUAAACAAGAGAACUGAUAAAUACGGAGGCCCAAUAGAAAAUAGAGCUAGAUUUCUCUUGGAGGCACUCGAUAAUGCAUUCAAAGUUGCUGAUCCAAAAAAGAUUGCAAUUAGAGUGUCACCAGGAAAUCAAUUUCAAGAACCUGUUAAUCCUAGCUUCAAAGAGGAUUUCGAGUACAUUACUAAACAAUUGCAAGCCAGAGCAGAUCAAGGCAACGAGUUGGGUUUCAUUGAUGUAGUCGAUGGAACUUUUGAUGUUGGAAGCGGUGCUCAAAAUGUUGACAUAUCAUCAAUCUUGAACAACUGGAAAGGAAUAGUGUUGCGUGGUGGAAGGUACAAUAACAACAAGGACGAGGAAUGGAAACUUCCAGUAGAGGAUGCAAAUGCAGAUGAUAGAACUUUAGUUGGGUUUGGCAGAAACUUUAUCGCCAAUCCUGAUCUUCCACAAAGAAUCCAAGAGGAUCAAGACUUGAAUCCAUACGAUAGAUCAACCUUUUACACCAUCUACAACUAUGGAUACAACACUUACCCAUUUUAUGGCCAAAAAACAGAUGCUGACCCCGAUGCAAAGGUUGAAGGUGUUGCUUUAGCUUAA
Molecule: messenger RNA, 1191 nt
Organism: Lodderomyces elongisporus
Lineage: Eukaryota; Fungi; Ascomycota; Pichiomycetes; Serinales; Debaryomycetaceae
Exons: 1
Coding region: 1-1191 (396 amino acids)
Molecular function (GO): FMN binding; NADPH dehydrogenase activity
Source: RefSeq, a predicted model, not a curated record